Messenger RNA from Myzus persicae (green peach aphid), 3226 nucleotides. RefSeq lists its product as uncharacterized. Lineage: Eukaryota; Metazoa; Arthropoda; Insecta; Hemiptera; Aphididae. The coding region runs from base 1224 to 2306 and encodes 360 amino acids. The transcript is spliced from 3 exons. The record is from RefSeq and is a predicted model, not a curated record.
CUUACACACGUAUAUAGUUUUUAUAAUUAUAUUUAAAAAAUGUAAAAACUACUCCAGAUAAGAGUCUGUAAAACUGGGGUUCGUAGUCCGUCACUCGUCAGUUGGUAACCCCUGCCAUACGUAGAUGCUAGAGGUCGACCACCACAAAUUGUAUCAUUUAUUUAAAAACGUUACAUAUAUACGCAUUAUAUAAUCAAUUUAUAGUGAGGCAGUGUCCUCUUAAAAUUCUCUAUCGAGCUGACACUGAGUACGAUGCAUACGACGUUUACCUAACCGUUCUACGUCCAAUCCUUUUAGAUCUAUAUGAUAUUAACACCCAGCCACCCAGGCUAUGUAAAGCCCUAAUACUUCAUGAUGACCAUAUUGAUAGCUGAUGUUGUAUACCACCCCGGUGCUAUUAAAUCGUUAAGGACGAACCGCAAAUGAUUGCAAGAAAGUUUAACAGAAUUUAUGGUCGGAAACACUUUAAUUACAUUAAAUAAAACACUGAAUUGGUGAUGUACCCAUAAACAAAUAAGAUAUUCGUCCAGUGCUCAGCGUACUACUUAAAUAAUUAUAUAGUAUCCAAUUUCAGCGAUUUAAUACCUAUUUGAAUUUUGAAUAGUAUAUAAUAACUCUAUUUGAGACUCUAUCGUGAUAAUAAUGAGUGCAAUAUAUUAACAGGUAGGCAAUCCGCUUGCGAUGGAUUGUGGACCCUUCUUGGUGAGUACUUUAUAUAAAUAAUACAUUUUAUUUUUAUUGUGAGCACGGUAAUGAGCGGCUUUAAAUGCAACUCAGCCACCUUGGUAGGCAAUGUGUGAAAAUUCAACAAUUAAAAAAAUUACAAUAUUAAUCUACCCUCAAAAUUUAAAAUCGAUAGCUUCAAUACGUUCGGCUCUGCGUUGAUUAUGAUUUAUGAAGCAGCUAUUCGAAACAGUCUCGUUUAUACAUAUAGAUUUGUUGUAUCAAUAAACACGACACGGAAAUUUAUCCCCGAAAACAAAUUAAUUAAUGUCUUGUUUCUUGUGAUCAUUUCAUUAAAUAACUUUUAAAAUUGAUUUCUUACCUACCUACCUUAUCAUAGUUAUCUAUAAGACGUAUUUGUAUUAUAAACACGUUCAUAACCUGACAACGUGUUUUUGUUUGUACAUUAUGAUUCGCGGUUAGCAUUAGAUACAUGUAAUAAUAUUUUGUUCACCACCUGCGUAUUACUGCAGAACACGUUAUCACGUCCGAAACAGAAAAUGGACAGGAGCACGAUCGUCGAUAACAAUAACAAUCAACGGUGGACGACGUUAACCAAAAAGUUGGCGGUUAUGUUCAUGCAGUCCUUCAUCACGGCAGUGUUCGUGUUCGUGUUCUCCCUGGUGAUGUUCGCUUAUUACCUGCACUUGCGGUGCAAGUCCACUGCACAGGCGGUGCAUCCAAUUAAUGGCGAAUUCUCGUUCUACGAAGACCUCGAAGGCUCGGGCCUUAGCUCCAAGGCGUCGGCGGUGCAAAACGCCGACGCCAACACCUCUGAUUACUGUUCGGUCGUGUCCAGGGACCUGUACUCGCUGGAACAGAUGGGAUAUGUGGACAAGACCCGUCGCGUGUCCAAGCUGAUGUACCUGGACCUCGGUGGAGCCCAGGACGUGCACUACGUGUUUGUCAACACCACGCACGUACCGUGGAAAGUCGUCUGUUCGCUGGAGUCGGCCCUGGGUGCUGUUGGCAACGUCGGCCGGGUAAAUGUGUUCGUCGUCAGUGGAAUGGAAUUCGAUCGAAUAGAUAACAAAGUCGGGGUGACGCAGCCGGUGUCGCUGUUGGCGAGCUUAGUCGACCUGACGGCCAAGUACGGCAACCACCGGUUGAACGUGAUGCAUGUCAACUUGGACGAUGUUCUUGAGUUUUCGCCGUUCCAGGGAAUGGGCCUCAACAAGCGCCCCGCGGUCGCCAAGUUCUCUGUGGAGCUAGUUUUGCUCUGGCAGUUUGGCGGCACUGUCCUGGACGGCGACAUAGUGGCGAUCCGAGGGUCCGUGUACCGUGCGACCGACACUGCUGUCGAGUACGGAGACUUAACCGUCAGCUCGCCCGUUACCUGUCACCCGUUCGUGUACGACGCUAUGCUGUGUACCAAGAGCUACGCGUUGCUUUUCAGACCGUUUAUGAUGGACACCAGCCUCAAGAUCUUUGACAAGGCGGUGGAAUGGUCAGGGCGAGGCGUGGGCGACGUACGGCGUGUGGGUGACAGUAUAGUGUGUCGAGACGGCGCAGUCAGCGGCAACUGCUAUUACCUACAACGAGCCGAAAUCGAAUUCAUUCACCGCUACUGCCCUGCUGUCUAAAAAAAGUGAGAUUCCUUGCAGAUGUGAAACAUAGAAAUUUGAAACAAUGAAACAUUUCACAGUUGAACAUGAAAAUUGAAAGGAUGGUUUAUUAAAGGAAAUAAACAUGGCAUAGGUCGAGAUUUGUACAGAAUAGAAUAAUGCUAUAGAAAAUAAUGGAAGGUACAUGAACUGUCGACGCCACAACCCGACUUUAGUUUGGUGUUGGCCAUAAACUUCAGAUGGCGGGGAAGUAGUGGUGUAUGAAGUGGACGUCGGCCCGUUGUAUACCCAUCCGUCGACAAACUUGUCAAAGAUCUCUAGGAUGGUAUCGGCCAUGAACGGUGUUUAAAGCAUUGCGUAACUCUAAGUGCACAGCAUACCAUCUUAUAGGUACACGAACACGGUGACAGGUGACCAGCGAACUGGUAGUCACGGUACUCAACAGCAGUGUCGGUCCCACGGUACUCAACCCUUGGUUGAGACCCGCCAUGACCCGGAACGACGAAAACUCGACCAGGUUCAACAGGUGAUUGCCGCAGUUGGCGGUGAGGUCGACUACCGACUAGGCUCGUCUACAGUGACACCUGCGGCAGUAGUAUUAUUGUUAUUAUAGCAGAAUGAUGUUGAUGAGUGAUGACCUAAAAAAGUACCAAAAUAUAAUGACCAUAGUAAAUAGGGUUAAAGGAAAAAAUUAAAAAUUCAUCAACAUCCAGUUAUUAUCAUGGUUAUGAAUCACGUGGUAUAUUACUAUAAUAUUAUAUACCUAGAUUUGUAAUUUUUUCGGUAUUUUAUGGUUUAUCUUUAUAUUUUUAUAUGAUUUUUUUAAAACUUUCUUUUCCAAAGUAGAUUACUGACAUUCAUUUUUUGGAAAGUUUGAAUAUUUUCUUUUGUCCCAAGAUUCACUAUAACGACAAUAUUUUAUCCUGCAAGUACUAUAA